AUGCUUCUCGACGGAUCUCAGUCUGCUGCUUUGAAUGGCCUCUGCUCGGGGGAUCGUAUUGAUCUGAUGGACACAAUCGAUAGUCUUCGGUCACAGGGGAUCAACCACCUUGUAUCGCUGCCACAGAUCAUUGUGUGUGGUGAUCAGUCGUCUGGCAAGAGCUCGGUUCUGGAAGCAAUCUCUGGUGUGCCUUUUCCUGUUAAGGGCAACUUGUGCACCCGCUUCCCCACAGAGCUUGUCUUGCGCAGAAGCCCUGACGUCGGCGCCACCAUCUCCAUCAUCCCGGAUCACUCUCGGAGCGCUUCGGAGAAGGCGGGCCUGGCCGGCUUCCACGAAGAGCUCAAGGACCUGGUCGGCUUUCCAGAUCUGCUCGAAGACGCUAAAUCUUCCAUGGGAAUCUCGACACAUGGAAAGUCCUUCUCUAAAGACAUCCUUCGAGUAGAGAUAUCGGGGCCUGAUCGUCCUCACUUGACGAUUGUAGACCUUCCCGGACUCAUCCAUUCGCAGACAAAGAACCAAAGCGCCUCUGAUAUAGAGCUGGUGCAGGAUGUUGUCCAGUCGUACAUGAAGCAGCCUCGGAGCAUCAUCCUCGCCGUCGUUUCAGCCAAAAACGACUUUGCCAAUCAAAUUGUUCUGAAACUGGCUCGUGCAGCCGACCCUCAAGGUGACCGUACCAUGGGAGUCAUCACAAAGCCUGACACCUUACACGCAGGAUCGACAAGCGAAACUCUCUAUGUGUCCUUGGCCCAAAAUCAGGAGGUUGAGUUCCGGCUCGGAUGGCACGUUUUGCGAAACAUGGACUCGGACUCGGAAAAAGGAAAAGGCACACUAACUCAGCGUGACGCGUUGGAGAAUGGGUUCUUCCGCGUUGGAGUCUGGGCGGAGCUUCCUAGCACCAUUCUGGGGAUCGAACAACUGCGCCGCCGUCUGAGUAAGGUUUUGCUGUCACACAUCGGCUCAGAGCUACCCAGCCUGGUAAAGGAGAUCGAAACCAAGCGCAGCGCCUCAUACGAAAGUCUUGAAAAACUAGGCCAGCCCCGAAUCACCCUGUCGGAGCAGCAGCUAUAUUUGCUGGGAGUCAGCGAAUCGUUUCAAAAACUUGUUACAAGUGCCGUCAACGCAAAUUGCAACGACCGCUUCUUCCAAAAUGUGGACACGGACCACGGCUACCAGCAACGAAUUCGCGCAGUCGUGCAGAAUCUGAAUACAACUUUCGCCAAUGAUCUCCUCGAGAAAGGCCGGCUUCAUAUCAUCAACGAUGGACUGGCCGAGACGCCUUCUUCCAAGGACGCUGCCCAGAUCAGUCGAAGCGAUUAUGUAGAUCGUAUAGAGGCGAAGAUGCGCAGGUCGAAGGGGCGAGAGCUGCCCGGCCUCUUUGAUCCCAUGAUUGUUGCGGAUCUCUUCCGUGAGGAGGCAGGCCCUUGGGAACAGCUCACGCGAGUUCAUGUUCGCCGCGUUUGGAGGGCAUGUAAAACGUUUCUCAAAACCGUUGUAGAACACGUUGCGGAUACUGAGACAUGCAAUGCGCUCAUGCAAAAGAUUGUCGACCCUCAGAUGGCUAAUGUCAUGGCUGUCCUCGAAGCCAAGACAGGCGAAAUUCUGAAGUCGCAUCAAACAAUCCAUCCUAUCACUUACGACAACUGCUUUGCUGAAGCCGCUCGGAUGAUUCGAGAGGACAGGAAAAAGGCUGAAUGUGCCUCGGCAGUAAAGAAGUACUUCGGCGUCUCGACUCUUGAUCCGAGAAACGUGCAUGUUGAUCUUUCAAAGCUUGUUGAUGCGAUUGUGGAAGGUAUUACCGAGCUGAAUACGAACCGCCAGACGGCCUCGGAAGCUCUGGAUUACAUGGAGUCAUACUACAAGGUUGCUUUGAACCGAUUCAUCGAUGACGUUGCAGUUGAGGCCAUCGAAGUCUGCCUGGUGUCAUCCCUGGCUAAUGUGCUGUCUCCAACUGGGGUGUACAAGAUGAGCCCCGAUCUUGUGGCUAUGAUUGCGGGCGAGUCAGAGGACAUCCAGGCUCGAAGAGACCAACUUGUCCGGCAGCUUGAUGUCCUGAGCAAAGGUGCUGAGAUAUGCAAGGGAUAUGUGGGUACGAAUUUCAGUGAUGGCGGUUCAUCCUCUUUCUCAGAUUUCGAGUCCCAUCCCGACGCCUCUGAAUACGAUACAGAUCCAGGGCAAGUGCCAACACCGGAGCCUCUUUCCGAGGCCAAGCCGGCGUUUUUUUCCACUUGGGACCAGAUUCGAAAAGAAUCGAAAACAUACAAAAGGGGCUGGUAA
Grosmannia clavigera kw1407 is the source of this 2274-nucleotide messenger RNA. RefSeq names its product dynamin family protein. The coding region runs from base 1 to 2274 and encodes 757 amino acids. Gene Ontology annotation, molecular function: microtubule binding; GTPase activity; GTP binding. The record is from RefSeq and is a predicted model, not a curated record. Gene Ontology annotation, cellular component: cytoplasm; membrane; microtubule. Lineage: Eukaryota; Fungi; Ascomycota; Sordariomycetes; Ophiostomatales; Ophiostomataceae. The transcript is spliced from 3 exons.